This is a messenger RNA of Synchiropus splendidus (mandarinfish), 1284 nucleotides long. RefSeq lists its product as uncharacterized. Bases 90 to 1106 code for a protein of 338 amino acids. The record is from RefSeq and is a predicted model, not a curated record. The transcript is spliced from 3 exons. Lineage: Eukaryota; Metazoa; Chordata; Actinopteri; Syngnathiformes; Callionymidae.
CCUCAGGACGCGUCAGUGUAGUGAAGAGUUGAUGACUUCCACAGAAACAAGUUAAAAGGUUGAAGUACCGUUGAAAGAGUUGAUUUAAGAUGAGUAAAUAUCUCGAUCAUGUGGAUGAAGUUUUCGACUCUAACCUUCUGGAGCGUUUGAGAGUGAGCGAUCAGGCUGAGAAGGAGAAAAGGUCUCUCGGCGUUCAAACCCAAAGACUUCAUCUGGAGAUUUCAAAUAAAGGGACCAUCACCCCUGAGCCAGAAGAGGAAGAAGACGAGGAUGAUGAACCAGUCAGGGACGCAGCUGAUGAUGAUCACCUCAGCUAUGACCAGUACCUGCAGCUUCUCCAGGAACUGUCCGAGAAGUCCGAUGUCAGAGAACACAACAAUCUUCUGCAGGCCACCCUGGUGGAGUUUUUCCAGGAUCAACCCGAAGACGACAGCCAGCAGGACGAGGAGGUGGUGAAGUGGAGCUACGAGAAGAACCUUGAACUUCUCGCUGAGCUGGAGGAGCAGCAGGCAAAGGAGUUGGAGAAGAUCAAGCAGCUGAGCAUCUCAGAGUCCAGCCUGCAGAAGAGGAUGGACAAGGUCAAAGCUGAAGGCCAAUCUAAGCUGUCGUCCACCCCCAAAUCGGAGCAGGAGCUUGAGGAGCAGCUGAACCAACUGUGCAGCGAGAACAUCCGCCUGCAAAGGAGCAUUGACAUGCUGGAGAAGAACCUUCGUGGAGAGAAUGAUUGUUCACAGGAGUUGGGCCAGAAGGUCACCAAACACCCAGAGACAGGAGAGUCUUCAGAUCUGGACGCUAAGAUCAACAAGGACCUGGAGGCGCUGACAAACAUCCAGGAGAAGCUGCAAUGGGCCCAGGCGGAGGUCCAGACGAAGCAGAGCCGUCUGUCCAUGCUGGAUGUGGAGGUGGUCCGGAAGAAGGACCUCCUUGUUCAGACCACUCAAACGGUUCAUGAACUGGAGGAGGAGAACCUGAGCAUGACACGCUACCUGCAGCUGCAGCGCUGGCUGCAGCAGGACCACAAGGACACGGUGGAGGACUGUAAACGGCUGGAGGAGAAGCUGGAGAACCUGAAACGCAGGUGGAUCGAACUUCGGGGAGAUGAAUAGAUGACACAUCCAAAGAAUCCAUCGGCAAUAUAACAGAAGACACAUCAUGAUGAAAACGUUUCGUUCAAACGUCCAGCAAAACAUGAAACAUCAGACACAUCAGAUCAUGAACCUUAGUUUUAGCUUCGCAUGACAUCAUAAAUAAAAGCUCCAUAAAACCCCACCUUGUCCGCUUCAU